AUGAUGUUUGCCCCCCACAAAAGUCAAGAAAUAAGUCAAAUAUAUGAACGAAAUAAUGAAGCUACAUUAUAUAUAGCAAAUCUAGAUGCCCAAGUUGAUGAAGAAAUUUUAUGUGAACUCUUUAUGCAAUGUGGCAAUGUAAAAAAUGUUCACAUUCCUAGGGACAAAAUAAAUGGAUUUCACUUAGGUUAUGGAUUUGUCGAAUAUGAAUAUGAAUAUGAAUGUGAAUAUGCAGGGAAAGUACUUAAUAUGACGAGAUUAUUUGGGAAGCCUUUAAGAUGUAAUAAAGCAACUCAAGACAAGAAAUCUUUUGAUGUAGGAGCAAAUUUAUUUAUAGGUAAUUUAGAUACAGAAGUAGAAGAAAAAAUGUUAUUUGAUAUAUUUUCAUCAUUUGGUCAAGUUAUAUCUGUUAAAAUUGUAAGAAAUGAAGAUGAUACAUCUAAAGGUCAUGGUUUUAUUUCCUAUGAUAAUUUUGAAUCUAGUGAUUUAGCUAUAGAAAACAUGAAUAAUCAAUUUAUAUGUAAUAAAAAAGUACAUAUAUCUUAUGCAUUUAAAAAGGGUUUUAAAGGAGAAAAACAUGGAACAGCAGCUGAAAGAUUUAUAGCUGCAAAUAAAUCUCUAAAUUCUUAUUCAAAUGACAAUUCAAAUAAUUAUAAUUCAUCAACUUAUGAAAAUAAUACAACUAAUACUAUUCCAAUAAAUAAAGAGAAAAAACAAUUUUUAAAUAAUUCAAAUAUUCAUGCAAAUAAUAUAAAUAAAUUACCAACAGAUCCAAUAAUACCACCAUCUCCUAUUCCUCCAUUUUUCCCUUCAAAUAAUCCACCCAAUGCAAUACCUCCAAAUUUUAUGCCUUUACCUAUGAAUUUACCUCCAAACUUGCCGCCAAACUUACCUCCCAAUUUACCUCCAAAUUUACCUCCUAAUUUGCCACCAAAUUUACCUCCAAAUAUGCCCCCAAAUUUCCAAAUGAAUUUCCCACCAAAUAUGCUUCCCAAUUUGCAAAGUUUUCCACCACCUUUUCCCCCAGCUUUCCCUCCAGCAUUUCCUCCCAAUUUUGCCCCUAACAUGCCAGCAGGUAUGCCCCCAAUUUUACCCCCAAAUAUGCCAGCAGGUAUGCCUCCAAAUAUGCCACCUGCUAUGCCACCAAAUUCUGAGGAAACUGAAAAUUUGAACAAUUCAUCGAAUGAGAAUAGUUAA
Plasmodium vinckei vinckei is the source of this 1197-nucleotide messenger RNA. Its product is annotated as splicing factor 3B subunit 4, putative. The coding region runs from base 1 to 1197 and encodes 398 amino acids. Gene Ontology annotation, molecular function: RNA binding. Gene Ontology annotation, cellular component: U12-type spliceosomal complex; nucleolus. The record is from RefSeq and is a predicted model, not a curated record. The transcript has 3 exons. NCBI's taxonomy places the organism in Eukaryota, Apicomplexa, Aconoidasida, Haemosporida, Plasmodiidae. Gene Ontology annotation, biological process: positive regulation of mRNA splicing, via spliceosome.